AUGAGUGUGGUUGGUAUUGACUUAGGUUAUCAGUCUUGUUACGUUGCUAUAGCUCGACAUGGCGGUGUGGAAGUUAUUACUAAUGAAUAUAGUGAAAGGAGUUCACCUUCAUUGGUUGGUUUCUUCAAAUCAAGUAUGAUGAGUACAUCUGCUAAGACAAAGGCUGUUACAAAUUAUAAGAAUACAGUAGCAGGUUUUAAGCACAUUGGUCGCAAAUACUCUGAUCCUAUUGUCCAACAUGAACUAACUCAACAACAUUAUAAAGUGGAGCAGUUACCAGGAGAUAAUAUUGGUAUCAAGGUGAACUACCUCAAUGAAGAAACAGCUUUCUCUCCUGAACAAAUUACCAGCAUAAUGUUAACUUAUCUUAAAAGCAUUUCUGAAAAAGCCCUUGGAAAACCUGUUCAUGAUUGUGUUGUAUCAGUGCCAUCAUAUUUUACUGAUGCUCAAAGGAGAGCUGUUUUAGAUGCUAGUAAAAUUGCUGGUUUAAAUUGUCUUAGAUUACUAAAUGAAACUACUGCAGUUGCUUUAGCCUAUGGUAUUUAUAAACAAGAUCUUCUGAGGAGAAAGAGAAAUCUCGUAAUGUUGUGUUGUUGAUAUGGGAAUCAUGCAUUACAAGUCAGUGUGUGUGCCUUCAAUAAAGGGAAACUAAAAGUGUUGUCUAAAGCCUUUGAUCCAAUGCUUGGAGGUCGUGAUUUUGAUCAGCGACUUUUGAAACAUUUUGCUGAGGAGUUUAAAAAGAAGUAUAAAAUUGAUACACUAUCCUAUUCAAGACAAACACUACGUCUCACAUCUGAAUGUGAAAAAUUACGUAAAUUAAUGAGUGCUAAUGCCACACCCAUUCCAAUUAAUAUUGAAUGUUUGAUGGAUGACAAAGAUGUUUCAGGACGAAUGAAAAGGGAUGAAUUUCAAGAGUUGUGUAAAGAUUUAUUGGAUCGAAUUAAAGCACCUUUAAAUGUAGCUCUUAAGAAAGCAGGGCUCAAACCUAGUGACAUUUAUGCUGUUGAAAUAGUUGGAGGAUGUACUCGUAUUCCUGCAGUGAAAGAAAUUAUCAGCAAUUUCUUCCAAAGAGAAGUUAGUACAACAAUUAAUCAAGAUGAGGCUGUGGCCAGAGGAUGUGCUCUACAGUGUGCUAUACUAUCACCAACGUUUAAAGUUCGAGACUUUGCUAUUCAAGAUAUUCAACCAUUUCCUAUACAGUUAUUAUGGAACAUUAAUAAUGAACCAGGGUUAGUCACAGAGAUGGUAGUUUUCAAUGAAGGAGAUCAAAUAUAUCAUUCUAAAGUGUUGACAUUUCGAAAGGAACCUUUUCAACUGACAGCUCAAUAUCAUGAUCCUAAAAAUUUACCUUAUCCUGAUCCUCAUAUUGGUAAUAAGUUUAUUAUCAAAAAUGUUAAACCCACUGAUGAAGGAGAGUCCUCAAAAGUCAAAGUUAAAGUGAGGCUUAGUAUUAAUGGAGUAUUCUUCAUCAAGUCAGCUACACUUGUAGAAAAACAGACUCAAACUAACAACUCUGAACCCAUACCUGACAAUUCAGAGACACCACCAGAAUCUUUAGAUACCCAGUCUAAACCUAAUCCUGAGGAGACUCAGCCGAGACUACAGAAUCUCAGACUCAGCCUGAGACUACAGAGCACAGAAUUCGACUGA
Molecule: messenger RNA, 1650 nt
Organism: Gigantopelta aegis
Lineage: Eukaryota; Metazoa; Mollusca; Gastropoda; Neomphalida; Peltospiridae
Product: heat shock 70 kDa protein 4-like
Biological process (GO): protein folding
Cellular component (GO): nucleus; cytosol
Molecular function (GO): ATP binding; ATP-dependent protein folding chaperone
Source: RefSeq, a predicted model, not a curated record